Molecule: messenger RNA, 375 nt
Organism: Drosophila persimilis
Lineage: Eukaryota; Metazoa; Arthropoda; Insecta; Diptera; Drosophilidae
Exons: 3
Coding region: 50-352 (100 amino acids)
Source: RefSeq, a predicted model, not a curated record
CUUGGCAUUCUGCCUCGCCAACCUCCUAUUUGGUUGGUACCUCUGGCCGAUGGUUUUGUCAGACAUCCCCGUUUGGACAAAUAACGAAAUCUACCUCAAUUUGCUCGUUUACCUGCACCAGCUAACAGUUUUUUGGUACGGCCUUCUGGUACUAUCCGAAUGUGCCUUGGAAGACUUGGUUUUCAUAACGCUCAUCAUUUUGACAGAUAUUGUUCACAUUUCGCUGAGCGGCGCCUUUCUCGUGCACUCUGCCAUUGGCGGUGGUGGCGACUUUCGACUUAGUAUCGUCGCUCUCUUGGAUAUGUCUCUCAGCUUCUUCUGCUCGAUUCGCUGGCCGUUUGUUGUUGCAUAAUUGAUCAAUUGAUUUUAAGCAAC